Messenger RNA from Lithohypha guttulata, 1119 nucleotides. RefSeq lists its product as uncharacterized. Lineage: Eukaryota; Fungi; Ascomycota; Eurotiomycetes; Chaetothyriales; Trichomeriaceae. The transcript is spliced from 2 exons. The coding region runs from base 1 to 1119 and encodes 372 amino acids. The record is from RefSeq and is a predicted model, not a curated record.
AUGAUUGGGUCAUUCUUCUACCAGAUACAGAUCACGGGAGUUCACCGUGUAGCCAUCUACAAGGCGGCAUUCGUCCUGCUGGCAGACAAAACACAUCCAGGGCUGAUGGGAUCACGAUUCGAAGAUGUCUAUCCCGAGAUAGUCGGCGCUAUUGACCCGGUUUUUACACAAGCCGAAGUUACGAGGAUGGCAUCACCAGUCAUCGAUCUUCCUCUGACUGUCGAACGAAAUGACUUCUGGGAGGAGACCUUCUUCAACGGCAAUUUUGUUCCCAUCAUGCUACUGGAUGGUGGUGUGGGCGAGUUCGCCAAUAAUGUCCAGCAAGUGACAAAACAGAUCCUAAGUGAAAGACGUACCCAAAUGUUCAAUCUCAUGUCAGCUUCAAAGGACCAGUUCACAAGCACGAGUGUUCAUGGACAUAUCACAUCUUGCCUCAACACAAACAGGUUAGACGUCCCAUUUGCUUGCCUAUGGGAGGUCGACACCGAAAACGAUGAUGGCAACCAUGAGCUCAUCCGACUUGACGGGCUGGGUUUGGCUGCGACCACCGAGGUCAAUCAACGUACGAAACUUCUCGACAACAUAGGCUUUAUGCCUCUGCUUGCUGCCGCUCGAAAGAAAAUAACCACGAUUGCAUUUGACAAGAGCUUGGGGAGUAUGGACUGGGAAAACGUGACUUGGGGAGGGCACGGUAAAGAGCCGCGGUUCCUUACCUGUAUUCCCCUUUUGAGUGGUGACCGUUCUUACGGGUUCUUGCUUGUUGGAAACAAUCAAUUGCGACCACUCGACGAUGGUCAUCACCAAUUCAUGGCGGACCUUCAAAACUAUGCGACUUCUGCUGUUGCUGCUACAGUUAGCGCCGACGAGGCCUUGCAAAGAAACCAAAAGUUACAGGAUCAGUUGAUUGAAACUGAGCGCCAGAUCAGAUACAUGGCUCAACAUUCCGAUACCGGGAUGGUACAGCUGGGGCUAGAUGGUAAUCUCAUUUGGGCAAACGAGCACUACCGAUUCAUGGUGAAUCACGAAGACGAAUGUAAACCACGUCGAACAUUCAUCGACGAGGCACAACUUUUAGAAGAGGAUCAUAUUUAUGCUAGAGAGGUGUGGCAGCAAGUGUGA